Molecule: messenger RNA, 1898 nt
Organism: Daktulosphaira vitifoliae (grape phylloxera)
Lineage: Eukaryota; Metazoa; Arthropoda; Insecta; Hemiptera; Phylloxeridae
Gene: Ssadh
Product: succinate-semialdehyde dehydrogenase [NADP(+)] GabD
Exons: 1
Coding region: 233-1750 (505 amino acids)
Biological process (GO): GABA catabolic process
Molecular function (GO): succinate-semialdehyde dehydrogenase (NAD+) activity
Source: RefSeq, a predicted model, not a curated record
CAAACCAUUUAUAAAACCGUAUUUCACUACAUCAUUGUAAACAUCUCGAGUGUUUACUCUUAUAUAGAAUAGUGAAAACCACUUGUUAAGUAUUCAGUUAAUUAGGAAUUCGUGGUUUAUGAAUUUUAUGUAAAAAUUUAAUUAUUUGGUCGAUAACAUAUUUAUUUUUAGAAAAUAUUGUUUCUUCUGACAACAUAAAAUAAUUUUGAGAUUUUCUUAUUAAAAAGGAGAAAUGUUUUUUUUACAUACAAGGACUUUGAGAACAUCAUUGAAAAUGUACAAUUAUCGCCAUUCAUCAGCUUGGCCAUCACAAGCUUACAUAAAUGGAUCUUGGUGUAAUGCAAAAUCAGGUAAGACUUUCAAUGUUAUUAACCCAGCAACUGGAGAAAUUAUUGCUACAGUACCAGAUUUAAAUGCAACGGAUGUACAAAUAGCCAUUAAUGCUGCUAAUAUUGCAUUUCAAAGUUGGAAAACAACCACAGCUAAAGAAAGAAGUGAUUUAUUAAGAAACUGGUAUAAUAUUCUAGUGAAAAAUAAAGAUUAUUUAGCUGAAAUAGUUACAGCUGAAGCAGGGAAACCAUUACAAGAAUCGUUAGGCGAGGUUUCUUAUGGAAAUUCUUUUGUAGAAUGGUUUUCAGAAGAAGCAAGACGAAAUUAUGGUGAGUAUGUCCCAAGUCCUAUAAAAAGCAAAGAAAUUCUAAUGAUUCGCCAGCCAUUAGGCCCAGUUGGAUUAAUAACACCUUGGAAUUUUCCAAUUGCAAUGAUAACAAGGAAAGCUUCAGCUGCUCUUGCAGCAGGAUGCACUUGUGUUAUAAAACCAGCUGAAAAUACGCCCAUUAUGGCAUUAGUAUUAGCUAAAUUUACUCAAGAAGCUGGAAUACCCAAUGGUGUUUUUAAUGUAGUGACUGCAUCUAGAGAAAAUACACCACAAAUUGGCCAAUUAUUGUGUGAAAGCCCAGGAAUAUAUGGAAUAUCAUUCACUGGGUCUACAGAAGUUGGAAAAUUGUUGUAUAAACAAUGUAGUAGUACAGUAAAACGUAUUGGUUUAGAGUUGGGAGGAAAUGCUCCUUUUAUUGUAUUUGAUAAUGCUGAUUUAGAUAAAGCAGUCGCAGGAGCAAUGGCUUCAAAAUUUAGAAAUUGUGGACAGACUUGUGUUAGCGCAAACAGAUUUCUUAUUCAAAAACAAGUAUACUCAAAAUUUAUAGAUAAACUUAUGGAAGCAAUGAAGAAAUUAGUUAUGGGAAAUGGUAAAGAUUGUGGCAUUAAUUUAGGCCCAUUGAUAAAUAUAAGUCAAGUAGAAAAAGUAGACCGCAUCGUGAAUGAUGCAAAAAAUAAAGGGGCAAAAAUAUUAGUGGGAGGAAAACAAGCUAUGAAUUAUGGGGAAAGAUUUUAUGAACCUACCUUAAUCACGGAUGUAAAAGAUAAUAUGGCUUGCUACACAGAAGAAAUUUUUGGACCUGUAGCAGUAUGUAUAGGCUUUGAGUCAGAGGAAGAAGGUUUGAAAAUAGCAAAUAAUACUAAUAGAGGCUUAGCUGGAUAUUUUUACUCAAAUGAUUUAUCUCAAGUUUGGCGGGUUUCAAAAGCACUCGAAGUUGGUAUGGUAGGAGUUAAUGAAGGGAUUAUUUCAUCCACUGAAGCAGCUUUUGGAGGUGUUAAAGAAUCUGGUUUGGGAAGAGAGGGUUCUAGUCAUGGUUUAGAAGAUUAUACUGAAAUUAAAUAUAUAUGUUUUGGAAAUAUCCAACAAAAUUAAUCAAAAUAAAGAACAAAUUAAAUAAUGUCUUCCAUUGGAAAUUAUGUCUUCCUGUAAUUUUAGAGAUAUAUUAUAGUUGUUAUUUAUUUAUGUACUGAAUUGUUAAUGGUAAUAUUUAUAAUUAAUUAUAAUUAAUAGUGAGAAUAAU